Macrosteles quadrilineatus (aster leafhopper) is the source of this 1324-nucleotide messenger RNA. RefSeq lists its product as uncharacterized. The coding region runs from base 86 to 538 and encodes 150 amino acids. NCBI's taxonomy places the organism in Eukaryota, Metazoa, Arthropoda, Insecta, Hemiptera, Cicadellidae. The transcript has 5 exons. The record is from RefSeq and is a predicted model, not a curated record.
UUUCAUUUGGUAAACUAAGGUAACUAUUGACACCGCAUAUCAUAAUAUCUACUAUCCAAAAAAGAAUUGUGAGGUUCUGUAAAGCAUGGCGUUGUCGAUAUUCUUGUUAUGCUGUGCAAUUGGAACAUUCAACUCAGUUGAUGCCAACUCAAUUCUUAGCCCCACAAUAUCAGGGACGAACUGUGUCAGAUCCCCUUGUGUUGUUCGAAAUGGAAAUGCGUAUACUUUCACCUUCCAGUACAAAGUGUUGAGAACCGGAUCAUCUCAAGAUUUGUCAUGGACAGCCUCGCUAGGCAAGGGGUCGCUGUUUAGCUCAGCUGAUACUCUGUUUGCGAACUACAACCUCUGCAACAGUGGAGGUGGCUUGGUCUUGCAGAAGGCAGCCUGUUCAGGGUUUACCCUAGAACAAGGACAAUACUAUACAGUCACCGUCAGUUCCCUUCAGUUCCCUAAAGUAAAGGAGACAAAGUACUUGGAUCUCUAUUUGUCAGACGGCAAACAAAAAUCUCGUCUUUCUGGAUUAGAGGUACGACCGUAAUAGAUAAAAAAGGAGUUCCCCCCCCACAGAUGUACUAUAUCAAAAUUUAUUUGUCAUGAUGGUAAUAUUUCCAUAAUAAACUAUGAUAAAUAUAUUGUUGAUUUCUUGGGGAUCCAGACUUUAAAUGACUAAAAUAAUGGCACUAGUAAAUACCAGUCUAAAUAGUUUUACACUACUGUUUUCUCCCAAAACUUUUAAGACGGUAGGCCCUAUCAGGAAAUUCUGAAACACUAAUAGCCACUAGUCCUAGACUUUUACGAAUCGCCAUAUGGGUUUCUUUUAACUUCAUAUUGCACACCGUCAUAAGAAGAGUGGUUUUGAUUUAUUUACAAAUCUAUUUACUAACGUUACGUAACACAAAUAAAAUGAAAAAAAAUAUAGUACAUAGUAUUUAUUAAAUUUUACACUGUUAAGAGAUCACAUUUUUUAUGAACUACCGUGAUAUGUUUGACAAUAUAUUUAUUAUAGUCCUAGAAAGUCGAUAAUAUUCAAACAACUGUUUUAAAUUGAUAAAAAGAGAUCGUGGUUGAAAACGUUAUUGAAGUACAAGGAUCGAUCAACCUCAGGAAUCAAGCAAUCAAAGCCAAACUCCAUCAACAGAGUUAGUUUCAGUGCAACUUUGUUGUCUGCGAGCAGUUUAACUCAUAGCUCCGGGUCAUCCGGCGCUCUGUACUUGUCAUAACUUCAAGUAGUCUUGUUAUUCAAUCGUGGAUAAACAUACUCGAUAUGUAAUAACGAUGUUAAGUAUAAAUACUUGGGUUUUAUUUAAAUAUAAUUUGAACAGUU